Molecule: messenger RNA, 6742 nt
Organism: Rhipicephalus microplus (southern cattle tick)
Lineage: Eukaryota; Metazoa; Arthropoda; Arachnida; Ixodida; Ixodidae
Gene: GLS
Product: glutaminase
Biological process (GO): L-glutamine catabolic process
Molecular function (GO): protein binding; glutaminase activity
Source: RefSeq, a predicted model, not a curated record
GCCCACGCAAAUAGCGCAUGCAGCGCUCAAGCGUGGUUCUCUUAUCGGCUUCAACAUCGCGGAGAUCCGUCAACGAAGAAUCGUCGUCUCGCACCUCAUCGCUUUGUCGGGUCGUUGGAGCCGCGUUCGAAGUGAAUAAUAACACCGAUCCACCCGGGACAUGAUUCGCAGAUUAGGAAGGGUUGUGGGCUACCAUAGGCGUGCUCCUAAGGUGUGUCCCACUACGACACGGCUUCUGCAGCCGCAAGCGACCAAGCGGCACCAACAGCCCGCUCGUUUUUUCAAUCGCUAUGCGUCCCUGGAAACUACGUCUCAUGCGAAUCGUGUGUUCGUGCCGGCCGAAGAGUUUCACCGAGACAAGGAGAAACCUUUCAACAAAUGUGAAAAUGGCCCUGUGAAUGUGGAAGACCUUCUGUUUGAUAUGUUCAAGGAUGCGGAUGACACGGUGUGCGUAGGAAAAUUCUUGAACGCAUUGUUCACAACCGGGCUGUGGAAAAAUGAUCCGCGUCUCAAGGAAAUGAUGCAGAACUUGAGAAAUGUUCACAAAGAGAAGUCACCCGUCCGUUCGCUGGAGUCGCUCGCUCUGAACAGGGAAACGUUUGCACAAGUGAUCCGAGAGAACAUUGUUCUCAUCACACGAGCCCUGCGCCACCAGUUUGUGAUUCCUGAUUUUCAAGACUUCAUUCGUUAUGUCGAGGACUUCUACUGGAAGUGCAAAGUGAACACCGGCGGAAAGGUGGCUUCUUACAUUCCCCAACUGGCCAAGUACAAUCCAGACUAUUGGGGAGUGAGCAUUUGUACCGUGGAUGGCCAGAGGUUCUCAAUUGGAGACACAGAGAUUCCAUUCACGAUCCAGUCAUCUGGCAAACCCAUCAACUAUGCCAUUGCACUAACCGAACUCGGCUCGGACGCUGUUCAUCAAUAUGUGGGCCAGGAACCGAGCGGCAGAAUGUUCAAUGAACUUGUCCUCGAUUACAACAAAAAGCCUCACAAUCCCAUGGUGAAUGCUGGCGCCAUUGUCGUCGCUUCGCUGCUCCUCUAUCUGAUAGAGCCUGAGAUGAGGACAUCUGAAAAAUUUGACUGGAUGCUUCAGUACUAUAAAGCUAUAUCUGGAGGCGAGUAUCUUGGCUUCAACAAUGCCAUAUUCCUUUCGGAGAGAGAAGCAGCCGACAGAAACUAUGCCAUAGGAUUCUACAUGAAGGAAAACAAGUGCUUUCCGGAGAGGGUCAAUCUCAAGGAAACCAUGGACUUCUACUUUCAGCUGUGCUCUCUCGAAGUCAAUUGCCAGUCAGUGAGUGUUAUGGCGUCAACGUUAGCAAAUGGUGGCAUCUGCCCCGUCACGGGCCACCAGAUUAUGAACGGGGUGUCCUGCCGGGAUGUCCUGUCGCUGAUGCAUUCAUGCGGAAUGUACGAUUAUUCUGGCCAGUACGCCUUCAAGGUCGGCCUGCCAGCCAAGUCUGGUGUCUCGGGCUGCACGAUGGUGGUUGUGCCCAACGUGAUGGGAAUCUGCCUCUGGUCACCCCCGUUGGAUGUUUACGGAAACUCUGUCCGAGGAGUGCAGUUCUGCGAGGAACUGACCCGGGUCUUCAGCUUCCAUCACUAUGACAACCUGCGUCACAUGACGCAGAAGAAAGACCCACGGCGGCAGAAGUAUGAGACCAAAGGCCUCAAGGUGGUCAAUCUGCUUUUCAGUGCUGCCAGUGGAGACGUCACAGCCAUGCGUCGCCAUUACCUGUCAGGCAUGGAUAUGGGGCUGAGCGACUACGAUGGUCGCACAGCCCUCCACCUGGCUGCUGCGGAAGGCCACCUGGAGUGCGUGGAGUUUUUACUCAAAAUCUGCGGUGUGGACGCCAAUAUCAGGGACAGGUGGGGCCACACCCCUCUGGACGAUGCUCGGCAGUUUGGCCACGCGGCUGUGGCCGACUAUCUUGCCAAGUGGGAGGCACCUUCCUUGUCGGCAUCAGUGACAUCCAUUCCCAACCAUCAGUCACAGGUGCCAUCGCCGCCAGAUAUUGACCGCAGUGACGUUCCACCACCAGCCCCCAAGGUUGCCACAGCCGAUGGCACCAGCCGUCCCGUAAAUAUUCCAAUCCUGCGCAAAUGAACCGUGAAAACGUUCCAGUCCACGUUAUUCGGCGAGCAUAUAUCGUUCUAAUGUUCUAGGACUGCCUUCAAUAUCGUCUGCCCUGAAAGAGCUAUUCUCUUUUCUCUCUCAUUUUCGUCGCGGUGCAACAUUUGUCUAUCUGCGCACACGUGAUUAGGCAUUACUUUAGGCACAAUCACCAAUUCCUGUGAUACAAUGUAGAACUUAUCGGAGAUUGCACAAUUUUGUACACGUCAUUUGUUUACUGAUGUGCGUGUCCUUAAGCGUGCUUAUUUGUGUCCAUUUUGCUGUGGAAUCCUUAGGUGUCUUUUAUUUUAAUUAAUUGCAUGAUAAUUUAGUGACCGUAUCUGCAGCCAAGGGCUCAAGGCCCCUUUUAUAUAUUUUGUACUUCUUGCACUGGUGAGCUACACUCUAGCACAUGUUCAUUUGCCAAUUUAUUUAUUUCAGUUGACAUUACAUAUUCUAAAGCGUGAGCCACAUUACAGUGCUUCUUAUAACUGCAAUCCCUCAUCGCUAUGUGCAGUGAGUUGACUUGUGUGCACUUCAUGCAUACUGCUACAAGUAUGCUUCUCCAAAGUCCCCUUGGCUUGCCUCAUAGCUAUAGUGUCAAUUACCUCCAGUGCUGAGGGCGUUUCGUACUGUCAGGUGUCUUGAGAGUUGUUCGUAUUUACGGGAUUAUUCAGGGUUGUGGCAUCGUUGAAUGAGAGUUUGUGGUUACCAAGCGUGCGAAAGAAACAGUCCGUUCAGGCUGGGCAUUUUGAGAACGCUCAGAACCGGCAGGGCUUGCAAACAAUCACGUACGUGAUAUUCCGCAAGCCAACAAUAGAACUUUGUUUGUUUAAUUAUUUUUCUAGCUCAUUGCCAUAACAUUAUUGUACACUAUCACCGCACGCUUCUGACUAAUGGCUAGAGCUUUUUAUUUUGACAUGAACUCCACACUUUCAUUAGCCAAUGAACAAAUUUUAUGUGACCCUCGACUGGCUAAGAGCCAGUUUAUUUGGUGCUAUCUAAUUUACCAGCUUCUGCUGCUAAAGAUGGUUAUGCUGUGUAGUUAUGAUAGCUUACCGAAGCUUUUAUCUCACUUUAUAUAUUAUACAAACAUAUUUUUCUUACUUUGUUUAGAUGUAUGUAUGCAAAAAUAUUUUUAGAGUUGCUAUUCUCAACCAAAACCCAAUUCACUUCUUGCGAGAGACUUUUGAAAUGCAUUCUCAUUUAAGGCACUGAAAUUUUUCUGCACCCAUACGUGCAUCCAGAGAAAUAGAAACAAAGAUGGUUCAAGUAGAAUGAAAUGUUUUGCAAACGUCUCUCUCUAACAUUCUAGUCACGCAGUCACUAAAAGUGAGUUGGUUUCUUCCUUUGUUUCCCAUUACUAGGACAUUGCUGCUUUUAAGGGCAAAAGGUGAAGGGCACAUCCAAACCGCAUCGGCAGGGAUCUUAAUGUUGUAAGUUUUGAGGCUGUGCAUCCUUUCUCAGAAAUUACCUCCUACUAACUUCAUAGGAUGCCUGCCCGGUCACUUCUGUAACUUUUCUCACUGGGAAGACCAGUGCGAACAUUGCCUUUCUCGGCAACUUUCCCGCUCCGCUAUUCUGCUUGCGAUGCCUGCAAUGACUGUCCCAGUCAAAAUGGUCGCAUGUGCCUACCAGCAGAAAUGGUGAAAAUGGUGGGGCCAAUUAACACGCUUAACUUUUGACGCAACUGUCAAGUGUUAACUGUAGCACCAAUAAUGCACUUAUGGCAGACGCACUUCUUCAAGCUGGCGCUAAUAACGAUAUAUUCAUGUGAAAUUGAUAGUUGCUUCAUUAUUGUCGGGCUCCAAUCUUGAAACCUAGGCAUGUGCUCAAAAGCAAUAGGAUUACAAAGGAAGUCCUGUGAGAUUUUGCCUAUGCUUUAAUGCAGCUCUGCGAUUUGUCUUGUGAGUAGUGUCUCUAUUCAAGUAAGUCAGCUCAUGCAGCAGAAUGGCAGUAUCUACCAGAGGUGAUAUUUGAUAGAUCUGUCUUAAUUGGUUUAGCCAGUACAGAGCUUGCAGGCUGCCCAUAACAUCACCAUGCUAGUUGGAAGUACCGCCUUUGCAAAAGCUUGCACUCUUGUUAGAGAGACGGAACAAGAAGCAUUCUGCAGACAACUGCUACACCUAGUAAGCAUCAAUCUGAAAAUUAGUUGGUUGCCUAUUUCAAACUGUAGAUAAACAGUUUCAGAGCCUUUUUUUAUAACUUUGGUCUCUAGAGCAACUGCAACUGCAGAUGUGCAAUCUGCAUCUACAAUAGUGGCAUGUUGCUCGGCAUUGGAUUCCAUGGCGCACUGGAUGUACGUGUGUUUUUACUCUGUAGUGAAUGGCGUGAAAAUGUGAGAAUCUAGAGAAAAACUAAUGCUUUCUUUGCUGCAGUUAACUAUCAGCCUCUUGCAGUAAUGGCUUUACCAUAACCUGUUUUCGAUAUUUUGGCCAGUCGUGCACUACUCAAAAACGGCCUUUGCAGGAAUCGAAAUCAGAAUAGCGGAGCUCGUGACAAAAGCCAUGACACGCUUUUGCCCUUCCUAACCUCAGCCUGCAGCUAUGCGAUAGGUGCAGUUGCAAAACACACAUAGAGGGUGUGUAUUGUGUGCUUUCUUGAUUCACACUACUAUCCUUCUGCUGGUUUCAUUGCAUGAGCUAUCUGGUGUUGUUUAUGUAGUGAUUGAAAGCUUAUGUACGUGUGAAAUUCAGCUAAUGAAAAUGCCACAUGACGUCUUGUUUUAUGUUUUGUGCGGCAUAAGUGCCAUUGAAGUGUCUAGUUACCGUAAAACAAAUGAAUAUCUCAGGUCCUAUAUAUAGUUGUGCGAUCUUAUGCAUGUUGUUAGUGUGGAGAACAGCUUAGCGAACCUUGUGUGCAUUGUUAACGCAAAGUGCUUUGUUUAUGAACAUUGCUAUCAUAGUGCCUCUGUGCUUCCUGAUUUUCUAAACUUAGGCAAGAAUUUAAAAAAUUCUUUGACACUCUAAUUUUGAGCACCAAUGACAGAAUUAUGAGGAAAUUGAACUGCGAGCUCUUUACUGGAUAUCUCAAUAAUGAUCAAUAUGAGCCACUGUAUGAGCUAUGGAUUCCAUACUAUUGUGUGCUGUGUUUAAGCAGGCAUUGAUCUUGUCACAAUCUGCAUUUAAUAAGCAAAGACAAGAGUGUAUAAGGGCAUUACAGCAGUAUACCGACAUGAGCUGUGGAAUACAAAAUGUGUAUUAUAAACAAACUGAAGAUUGUGCCAGAAUUAGUAUUAUAAGUUUGCAAGAGACUAGGCAUGGCUUCAGGCUUUGCUUGACAGUUGCAAGGCAAUUUAUGAUGGCAUUUCAGUGAGGCCAGUCAAUUCCUUCUAAUAUACGAAAAAUUAAAUGGACAUUUUAAGAUAGGUACUAAAUUAACCUGGAAUUUUUCACACUGCUUUUUGUGCAUUCGACUGCAACAAAAAAUAAAUUCUGUGAAAUGAAUAACAUUGGGAAAUAACAUCGCUGGUGCCAUUGUGCGAGUACGUAGUGUAACCUCUGAAUUACAAACAGGCCACUUAUCAUUUCCACAAUACUGAGAUAUGGUAUCACUGAUAUCUUCAGUUGCAACAUUACUUGUCUGUCUUGGUUCACACACCCGUGGAAACGUAUGUACUACAUCUCAGUAAGUGAAUUUCAGUAUGAGUGUAAUGACAAGUUGUUGAACAAGGGACGCUACUGGAAUCGACGUUUCAACGAAACAUUGUCUUUGCCAGGCAAGUUCACAACGGCAACAGAAGUUUGGCUCUAGCUACACCUCUUCGUAACAACUUCUCACUUCAAGCAUUAAUCUCAUAUUCGCUCAAACUUCCGCCUUGCUCGGCAGAGGUAGUUUUCUUGUUCAAGGGCAGAAUCGUUCACUAUAAGGUUAUACUCGUGUCCCACGGGCACUUGUGGUCGAGGUAAGGGCCAAUCUAAAUAUGAUUUCUUGAUCGAAUUGACAAUGCUUGCUGCUACUUGGUCCCAACUAACCUAGAUUUAGCUUGGCGCACAUGUCAGACGAAUCGACUGUGUAGCAGCAACUCACUCGGUUUAAGCCGAAUCUGAACUGGUGCCAACUGCAAUCACAAACGCCCAUGUAUCGGUGGUUUUACACACAUAAGCGGCACUCACAAUGCAUUUGGCUUUAUUUCGGUGCAGUGAUUCGCCUGUGCCAUUCCAAGUAAGUCGCAGAUGCAUGAAACCAGAAAAAGAAAAAAAAGGCUAAUUUUACACUGAAAAACUAAAAAUGGUGCCAUUGCCACAAUGAGUGGGGUAUUUAUUCUUUGGAAGCCGACAGUGUCGCUUUCCGUUCAACGAUGAAUUCUGUGUUACAUUUUCAAUGAAGGCAGAAAUGCUAGAGGCCAUUGUACGCAGGUUUAGGUGCACUGCUAAAAAAAUCCCAGGUGGUUCAAAUUUCCAGCAGCCCUCCACUGCAGCAUCCAUCAUAAUCGUAUUGUGGUCUUGAGACGUUAGACCCCGAAAAUUAUUGUUCAUUAGUGAAUUCAGUGUUAUGACAUCAGGAUUUGAGGAAGAUAUGUAGUAGCAGUACUUAUUUUCUGGAAGCACUGCAUCUACUGUGAUUUAAACAAAAGGCACCAGGGAGUGGGCACUCUGACUGAAAAUUAUCGAAGCCAUGUUUUGUACAAAA